UAUACAUUUUCCAGCUGAAAAUGCCUGCAGGAGAGGAAUAGAAUUCUGGGUUUUCCAUGAUUCGAUUAACGGCGACCGGUUUACUUCUUUUUGGCCUGUUUUUCGUCUUCGUCGACGCACAAUCGGCCUCGAAUGGGACUGAUGCCAUCUCAGGGGAUGCUGUGUCGAAUUUCCGACCGAGUUUGGCGGUUGUCAUAGGUAUACUCUGUGUCAUGUUUGCGUUGACCUUUUUCCUCCUUGUCUAUGCCAAGUUCUGUCACAGUGCAGCGAUUGUUCAUGCCAAUAACCGUCUUCAAACACUUCGUCGAACGCAGUCUCGGUUCUCGGGGAUCGACAAGAAAGUCGUGGAAUCGCUUCCUUUCUUUAGAUUCUCUUCGCUUAGAGGAUCGAAAGAAGGUCUUGAAUGUGCGGUCUGUUUAUCAAAAUUCGAAGAUACCGAGAUCCUGAGAUUGUUGCCUCAGUGCAAGCAUGGCUUUCACAUCGAUUGCAUUGAUCAGUGGCUAGAAAAGCACUCGAGUUGUCCUCUUUGCAGGCAAAAGAUCAACGCCGAUGAUCCGACGAUCUUCACGUACUCGAAUAGCAUGCGGUUCUCGAGGAACCAAUCCGAGCUACGAGAGGACACGAACAUCGAGCUCUAUAUCCACAGAGAGCAGGAGAAUCACGGCUCAUCGAGGUUCAGCAUUGGAAACAGUUUUCGGAAAAUCGAAAAAGACGAUAUCGAAAGCGAAGUACUAAUCCAAGAGGAUGAUGAAGAAGGGUUCCAUAAGUUCAAUCAUAAUAUCGUUAUGUUGGAUGUUGUCUUGAAGAACCGAUGGAGCAGUGUGAGUUCGUCUGACCUGAUGUUCUUGAACUCGGAGAUGCUUAACGAGUCAUCAAGCAACCGGUUUUCUUCCCUGGACAUGAACAAGGAGCAGUUUACGGAAACAAGGACAAUCGAAAACGACCGAAUCAUGAAGAUCAAAAAGGAAUUGGAGAUAAAGGUAUUGCUAAACAACCCGGAUUCAGCUCCUGGUCUGCCUUCGACAUCUGAUUCGGCAGCCACAUCGAGUCAAGCAUCUAGGAUUGUUAAUCAAACCGAGAAAAGAUCGAUGUCGGAUAUAGUUGCUUUAUCGAGGUUUCGAGAUGCCGGUACAAGGAACAGAACAGGCGAGUGUUCAAUGUCUGAAACUUGCACAAAAGAGGAAAGAAAAAGGCGGGUUUGGUUGCCAAUUGCCAGGAGAACACUCCAAUGGUUUGCCAAUCGAGAAAGGUCUCAUUGAUCCAACACAGCAUUUAGAUGUUUGAAUGUGCUAAUUCGUGUAGAUAGUUUGAUUUGUGCAUAAUUUCAGUAGGAAAGAGCUACACAAUUUUUAUUUUUUUCUUAUUUUGGUUUCUCUGUGUAAUAAUCUCGGGUCGAAUUCUUUACUUCUAAAAAUAAGAAUUCUAGUAGUCUACCA
This is a messenger RNA of Hibiscus syriacus, 1436 nucleotides long. RefSeq names its product E3 ubiquitin-protein ligase ATL42-like. The transcript has a single exon. The record is from RefSeq and is a predicted model, not a curated record. Lineage: Eukaryota; Viridiplantae; Streptophyta; Magnoliopsida; Malvales; Malvaceae. Bases 57 to 1259 code for a protein of 400 amino acids.